AUGGUUUCUGUUCUUAAUAAAGAAGAUGUCAAUCUCGGAAAUCCAAAAAACGAAUCUAAAAGUGUUAACCCUUCAUUAGUUACUCAAGAUUUGCCCCCAUACUUAGAAGCAAUUAACGAAUCUAACAAGAUGAAAAAUGACUUGAAAGUUAAUAUUUCAAUUAGAGAGACUCCAAUGUGGCUUAAGUUAUCUCCAACUACUUCUAAUGAUUCUUCAAAUGGUGAGAUUAAGAAUGAAGAAAUCUUAAAGCACAUCUGCAAGUUAAGAAAAGAUAUCGAAGAAACUGAUACUCUAAUUUUGAUAUUAUUAGUAGUUAUUGCUUUGUUAUUAUGGUCUUGUAUUAUCCAUUUUAAUAAUCACAAUCAUUUUAAUUUGAAUUUGAGUUUGUAA
This is a messenger RNA of Scheffersomyces amazonensis, 390 nucleotides long. RefSeq lists its product as uncharacterized. NCBI's taxonomy places the organism in Eukaryota, Fungi, Ascomycota, Pichiomycetes, Serinales, Debaryomycetaceae. Bases 1 to 390 code for a protein of 129 amino acids. The transcript has a single exon. The record is from RefSeq and is a predicted model, not a curated record.